This is a messenger RNA of Aphidius gifuensis, 1852 nucleotides long. RefSeq lists its product as uncharacterized. Bases 585 to 1649 code for a protein of 354 amino acids. Lineage: Eukaryota; Metazoa; Arthropoda; Insecta; Hymenoptera; Braconidae. The record is from RefSeq and is a predicted model, not a curated record. The transcript is spliced from 5 exons.
CCUUUUGAUAAUUCAUUUUGUUGAUUUUCAAUAUCAUGCUCUUUAACACUCUCUGCUUUACUCUCUGAUUUCUUCCAUUUUUGUUGUUGUUUGUUGUUGUUUUCGUGAGAUUAUUCAGCGUUAUCCAGCGUUGUCAAAUAUGAAAACAGUAUUCAAAUAUAAAAUCCCUAGGUUUUCAAGUGUUUUAUUUAAUUUCUUCAAGUUUUUUCAAGUCUUGGCCUUGUCGAGAGGUGUUUUUUUUUUUUUGUUAUACAAAAAAAAAAAUGCUUUUGCUCCGAAAAGUAUUAUAAUUCUAACAAAACAUCAACAACAUUAAAAAAAUAAUAUUAAUAACAAUAAUGAUAACAAUCUGUGUGAAUCUGUGAAGUAAUAAUAUCUAGUAAUUAUAACAGGUAAUUUUGGCAAAAUGGCGUUGAGUGAUUGAGUCUAUGGCGUUUACAGUCAAACGCAUAGAAGAGAUUAGAGAUAUGUCAGUUGUCCCCAAUUUUUAACAAGUUUAAUUUGCGAUAAGAUAACAAAUAAAAAAAUAAAUAAAUAGUCACAAUAUCAAUUAAUAAAAUAUUUGUAAACGUAACAUCGGGGUUAUGGAAAUCGUGUCAUUAAAAAGAAAAUGUAGUACACGUGCUAGAGUUGGCAAACAUCGUACAUUAAAAAAAUUACGUGAGAGUUUUUUACAUGGUAAUGAUGAAGACAAUACAAAUAAAUCAAGUGAUGAUCGUUCAACAAUGUCAAAUUCAUGUGAAUAUAUAAGUGAUAAUAGUGAUAAUCAAAAUAUUGUUAGUGAAUUAAUAAAACUUGAGCCACAUAUUAAUCUUGAUUUUUUAUCUGAAGACGGUACAUUUACAAAUCAAGGUGAUUAUUAUGACACUUCAUUUGAUAAACAAACAUUACAAUCAACAAGUAAUAAACAAUUAAAUUCUACAAAAUAUAUUGAACUUAAAAAAUGGGCUAUUGAUCAUAAAAUUGCUGAGGAUGCACUACAAGAAUUGAUUGAUAUUUUAAGACCAAUAAUGCCUGAUAUACCCAAGACUGUAGAAGAAUUUUUGAGUGAAAAAAUAAACAGAGAGCCUGAGAAUGAAAAAAAUCCAGUAAUUAUGAAUGGAAACGAGUUUCAAGCUAUUAUGGAAAAAUUGACAUCCAUGCAGGGAGAUAUACGUGAGAUAUCAAAUAAUCAAAGAAACUUGGAGCAUUUGGUACGAAGUAAUCACUUUUUGAUUUCAAGUGAAAGUGAUCAAAGUUUUUCUGACAAAUACGAAGUUGAAUUACCAAUUAAAGAUGUGGAAAAGCUAUUUUCAUUUGAAGCAUUACUUGCUAAAAAUACACAGUGUCGAAAAGACUUUCAAGCAUCACUGAGUUUUCUUUUGGAAGAUAGAUUAUCAAGAAGUUCACUUGGAAUAAUAAGAAAAUUUAUGCAUCGAGAUGUCAUACUUAAAUGCACAGCUGUCAAACAAAUGGAAGGAAAAUUUGUCAUGAGACUUGAUAUACCAACAUUUUGGCACUCAAUAGUUGAUAUUCUUAUGAAGUAUCAUAAGGUUGCUGAGAAAGAGGUACAUGCUGCUUUGGGUACUGUGUUGACAAAUGCCAAAGAUUGGGAUGGUAAUAGAGCUCAACGAGAUAAAUCAUCAUCAGGAAAAUCUUUGCAGUGUUGACAUUCUUUUUUUAAAAUAAUUUUAAUACAUAAAAACAAUGAAAUUUUUUAAUAUUUACAAUAUAUUUUAUUUAUUGUAAAUUUAAAAUAUAAAUUCAUUAUAAAAUUAAUGAGCAAAAAAUUUUUUAUAUUGUUUGGAUGAUUUUUUUUUGGCUUGCUGUUGGCCAUUUGAUUGAUAACAAUAAACAAAUAUGAAAUAAUAAA